GAACUCGCCCAAAAUGCAUCUUUCAAAAUAAAAGAAAACAACAAAUUUAAUCCAAUAGUCGACAAAACAUUAAACAAAUAUUUGCAAAAUAUUACACUCUUCCUCAAGUAAUAAAUUAAAAGGCUUAUAAAAAUAAUGAAAAACCAAUCCCAGUACAAAAUAAAUGCAUAACAACUCCAAGAUGAUGUCGUUACCAUCAAAUAAAAAUAAUUUCGAAGAUGCUAUCCGGCAUCAAAGCCCACCAUCGAACUAUUUGGGAGUUCAAAACUCAAUUGGGGUACAUCAAUAUUUAUUCGAAAAGAAAUAUAAAUAUACCAAAACAACCGAGUGGACGCUUCCACCAGUUGACGAGCUAUUUAAAGAAUUCUAUCAAUUUGAUAAUUUACAACAACUCAAACACGACUUGAAUGCCGUGAAGAGCAAACUCAAUGAUUAUGUCCUGGAAGACUGGAGUGUCCAUACAAAGAUGAAGGAUCCAUCUACGGAAAUUCCAUGGAAACUUAAGAAUGAAGUUCAAGCUGAAUUCGUUACAGUUGCAUGGUGCAAGUUAUUCGAAUGCCUGCAUCAAUACAAAAUGGUCAAAGAUGGAACUUUGAACAGCAUGCAUUUGUGCGAAGCUCCUGGAGCGUUUAUAGCAGCUCUGAAUCAUUAUUUGCAUUCUAACUUUGAUGAGGUAAAUUGGAAAUGGCUUUCAACCACACUCAAUCCCUACUACGAAGGGAAUCCUCUGAAUAAGAUGAUAAUAGAUGACCGGUUCUUGCUGCACACCCUAGAUCGUUGGCUCUUCCACGAAGAUUUCAGUGGAAACAUCAUGGACCCCGAAAAUAUCCUACACAUGGUCAAGGAAUGCAAAGAGAAACUUGGCGACGUUCACUUGGUCACAGCCGAUGGAUCGAUUGAUUGCGUUGAGACCCCAGACGAACAGGAAGAAGUAGUUUCAGCUUUGCAUUUUGCUGAGUUUUGCGCAGGCCUUCUUAUUCUUGCCAAAGGUGGGAGCUUCCUUCUCAAAAUGUUCACACUCUUCGAGGCGCCCAGUGUCAAUUUGGUAUUCUUUUUAAAUUGCGUGUUUGAGGAGGUGAAUGUCUUUAAACCAGCCACCUCGAAGCGAGGCAACUCUGAAUGCUAUCUGGUCUGUUUGAACUACCUAAAACCCGACAAUAUCGGAGACUACCUCGACGCGAUGAUGGCCAAAAUAGGAACCCGCAACAUUUUCCCCUUGUUUCCGAAAAAAUAUAUUCCAAUGGAUUUCUAUAUCCAGCACGAAGUGUGUAAUCGGAAAUUCAUGUUCGAACAGAUGCAGGCCAUCGAAUCGAACAUUUACUCCUACGAACUGAAGUCAAAGUUGGACAACAGGAAGUGCCAUGAGAUACGCAGUCAGGUGCGGCAGCUAUUCUUUGAGCGAUUUAAAGUAAAGCCGAUUGCACCGGAACAAAAGAUCCUACAAAAUGCUCGGAGUAAAAUUGUGUAUGGCAUUAAGACCCAAGUUUAUCGUGGUUCCCAUAACAAGAGGGUUUGCAUAAAGAAUCUGUCCACCGAGGAGCAACUGUUCCAUCUUCGCAAGGCAUUAAAUGAAAUUGAAAAAGUGUUUUUGUGGCAGUAUGAGCAAAUAGCUUGUUUGGUGGGAUCUCCUGAUGACCCAUUGCCAUUGAAGCUAUUUAGGGGGAAACCUUUGGUCGACUUGAGGAGCAGUCUAUUCGCGAAUGUGGAAAUACUAUUCCUGCGGCAAAAAAUAGUCUCACUCUACAAUAUAGAUCCUAUUGUACAAGGUAAACCUCAGUGUACUUUGGGAUCUGAGGAAAAUCGCGAACUAUGGUCUACUGAAACUGAUGGAAACCUUACCAAAUUUGAGGAUGACCACCAGAGGAAAUUUUAUUCCCAGAUUCUUCAGAAAAUAAUCGACAUUCAACCAAAGACCAUUCGAUUCAGCAAUGUUCUAUUUUUGACUCACUUUAGUGCUUCGAUUUUACGUUACCUCACUGCGAAUAUGUUCGUCACAUGUCGGAUCUCAGGAAACGGAGAAAUUAGCAUAGAAGUGAUAAAACAUUCUGCAGAAACAACCGAAAGUAUUCGAAAGCUUUAUGAGACUUUGAUGGAGAAUCCAGAUGUUCUGUGUUUUGUUGAUAUUGUGCAUUUGCAUCGCAAUCAAUUUUCAAACGCUAUUUGUGAUUACAACAAUCAAUUGCUAAUUAGCAAUAUCAAGGUUAUGCUUGGAGCUGAUUGAGAGACGACUUCCAGAGGCCAUUUUAUUUAACAAUCUUUUCUAUGUUCUCAUUUUAAUUGAUAGAAUUUAUAGAAUUUAACUGAAUUAAAUUAUAAAGAUCAAUUUUUAGCUAUUAAUUAUUUUAUUUUGAAUUAAAAUAUUAACAUUUUUGAAA
Messenger RNA from Eupeodes corollae, 2375 nucleotides. RefSeq names its product cap-specific mRNA (nucleoside-2'-O-)-methyltransferase 2 (gene aft). Gene Ontology annotation, cellular component: nucleus; cytoplasm. The record is from RefSeq and is a predicted model, not a curated record. Gene Ontology annotation, molecular function: methyltransferase cap1 activity. Gene Ontology annotation, biological process: 7-methylguanosine mRNA capping. The transcript is spliced from 2 exons. The coding region runs from base 164 to 2221 and encodes 685 amino acids. NCBI's taxonomy places the organism in Eukaryota, Metazoa, Arthropoda, Insecta, Diptera, Syrphidae.